UAACGUUGUCGGUGUUCUAAGCAAAACGUGGAAAGUGCAGACGAAAACAUACCGGCGUGUCGCCUGCGUGUUGGACUCAGUAAACCAAACUCUUUGGACAAGUAAACAGCCUUAGGAUGGAUGUGCUUGGUGUUGCCCUGUGCCUAGUGGUGUUGUUUACAGUUGGAGAAACACAGAGAGAUAAACAACUGUAUUGUGCUGUGUGCCGAGUUGUGGUGGAUGAGAUCAACUGGAGUAUAAGUCAAGUCGAUCCAAAGAAAACCCUGCAAGCUGGGAGUUUCCGUGUGGAUCCGAAAGGCAACCAGGCGAUCAAAGAGAUUCCAUAUGCAAGAUCAGAGACUCACUUGACGGAGCUAGUGGAAGAGGUGUGCGGUCGCAUGAAUGAAUAUGCACAGACAACAGAUGAUGAUGGCAAGAAAAACAUUGUCAGGACCAACUCCAGGAAUGGCAAACCUCUGUCUCUCAAGAACAUCAACAUCAACAGAGAGAUACAGAAACAGCUAGGAUUCUAUUGUGACUCGCUCAUCGAGGAGCACGAGGAGGACAUCAUUGGGCUCUUCAAACGCAAGACUUUACCUAAUGCAGACCGAAUCAUCUGUGGAGAUAUUUCAGCUGCAUGUACUGAGGCUGAACUGAGUCAACCCCUAGCAACCUUGAAAGCUGAAGAAGAAGCAGAGGAGAUGGAGGAAGAACCUGAGGAAGAUCCCGAGGAAGAUGAACAGGAACCAGAGUCAAUUAAGGAAGAAUUAUGAUGGCCUUCAUUUAGCAUUCUUGUUUCACUGAUGUAUUUAUUCAUUCUCCCAUCGUCCAUGUGCAGUGUGCACAGGAGUCAUCGACUCAGUUUCAGGGUUACGUUUUAGUGUAUUUGUGGGAAAGUUUAGAAAAAUGUUAUGAGAGAAUUGUUGACAAAAUGACUUAUUGUGGCUAAAACUAUCUUGGAUAUGUUUCAGUAUUGUUUACUGUGUGCAGUGAUAAAUGUUUUGAAAUGCACCACAUGAAGGAUGUGACUUUACAUGAUGAAUAGUAAGUAGCACAUAAGCUCUGUUUACAUGUGUGAACUUCUCCAUCUGUCCAACUCCAUGUAAACACCAUAUUUCCUGACCAAAAUUUUAUAAAAGGCACCUUUGAAAUUUGGCAAAUCAUUUGGUUUUGACCAAAAAAAGCAUUAGUAUCAAUACAUAAAAACACAAUAUAUACACCUUAUAAAAGGUUAAGAAUCACUUAGGGACCAGUUCAAAUGUUUGAUGUGGGAUAUUAAACUUUAUUCAUUAAGUAUUGAGGCAUACCCCCUACCCCCCAGAAAAACAUUAUUCUGUAAAUACUGAAUUUCCGAGUAUAGUGGCCUCUUUUGUCACGCAUUCUUGUGUUUUGCCCUGUUUUUAAAUGUUUAUUGAAUGAUCCUGCCAUCAUAACACAUGCAUGCAUCUCUGAUCAUCUGUUGAACACGUGUGCAUCUCUCUGUUAUGGCUGUCUCUACUUACAGGAUGUACUCAUGGGGAUUCCGGGUUAGAAUUGGUCCCUAGCUGGUCGUAAGAGGCGAUUAAAUGAAUUUAGCUGGCAGGCUUGGUGACUUAGUUGAGGGCUUGUCAACGUAUUUCUACUGGGCGGAUUGUUGUUCAUAAUAUCAAUCACUGGAUUGUCUGGUCCAGACUCAAUUACUUACGGGUCGGUGUCAAAUAGCUGGACUAAUGCAGAGUUAAACAACAAACACACAGAUCUGUACCUUUCUUUGUAAGUCUUUCAUCAUCCUUAAACCAUUUUCAGAAAAUUGAGUAUAUGAUUUCACCAUAUAUGUGAGCUUGUUAUUUUUCUGUUAUAUUUGUUGCUGUGGAAGGAAUGAAAACAAUUGAAGCCUCAUUUUACGAUUGGUUAUAAAACUAAGGUUACAAAAUUUAAAUUUGCACUUAUCUUGGGUCACACUUUGCAUCCUGUAGCACAUAAUAAGUAUUAAAUAUUAAAUGUAUUGUAAAAUUAACAAUAUCUCUGUGUUGAAAAGAAAUUUAAUGAAAAAUGCAUGCAGCUUGGCCUGUUUCAAGGUGUUACAUCCUUUCCAACAUAAAUCCGCUCCGGAUUUAUUUUAUUAUUUAAGUUUAGAAAAAGGGGGAAAAAAGUAAAAUAUGCUUAUCUUUUAAGUUCACACAGCAUUUGUAAUACCAGUUAUAAAAACAUGCCGAUUGGGUUGUGUUUUCAAGAUGCGUUGAAUAGAUCUAGACCUCUACAGCAUGAAAAAAAUCUAUUUUUGAUACAUGUAAUUCUUGAAUAUCAUUCCUGUAGGCAUCAUGUUGAUUUGUACCUUAGAGUUCUAGAAUUUCUUGCCUUGUUAGCCGAUGUAAGCUGUAUAUUUAUGAAUGUAUGAAAAUGACUGUUUGCUACUUCUUGUGAUAUAUAUUAUAUCAGAUGACCAAUUAUUUUGAUCUGUCAUGAUGUAGGUGUCAUUAUGUGGGGAGGAGGAUAUAGGUGUCUGCUAAGGGUAAAGGGUGCAGGUGCCCUGUAGGGGAUGAGGCGUAGAUGCCCUAAAUGGGAUGGAGGGGUAGUUUCAUGUAUGGGGAUGGGAGGAAGGUGUCCUGUUGGGGGAUGAGUGAUGGUAAGAGUUGGAAGCACAAUAAAAUAGUUUGAAUGUGUGGGAGUCAAUGCAGAAUCAUGUACUCGUGUAUUGCUAUCCUCUGUGACUUGUUAUCUGGAUGUGACUGGUGAAUGAUGUUGUGUAAAUAAAUAUUUUUUAUAUUC
Haliotis rufescens (red abalone) is the source of this 2727-nucleotide messenger RNA. Its product is annotated as protein canopy homolog 2-like. The record is from RefSeq and is a predicted model, not a curated record. Bases 117 to 752 code for a protein of 211 amino acids. The transcript has 6 exons. Lineage: Eukaryota; Metazoa; Mollusca; Gastropoda; Lepetellida; Haliotidae. Gene Ontology annotation, cellular component: endoplasmic reticulum.